GCCGGAAGCGGAAGUUGCUUAGAGGUGGGGGAGUUGUUGGGAAAGUGUCGGGUUAUUUUCGGGCUUCUUGGGUUAAGCGUGGUUGGGUAACCUGGGCAGUCCUCACCCGCCGCAAACCGGCUACCGGCCCGGAACCCUCGCCCCGAGGGGUGUGGUACUCGGGGCUCGGACUCCUUCCCCGGAGUCCUUGUGACCUCCUGGUUGCCGGAGUCCCCUGCCCCUUCCCUGGAGUGAGGCCCCGUCCGGCUUCCCGGUGUCCCCGCAGACCCCCGUCAUGGGCAACACGAGCAGCGAGCGGGCCGCGCUGGAGCGGCAGGGCGGCCACAAGACGCCGCGAAGGGACAGCUCGGGGGGCGCCAAGGAUGGGGACAGGCCCAAGAUCCUGAUGGACAGCCCCGAGGACGCCGACCUCUUCCACUCCGAGGAAAUCAAGGCUCCAGAGAAGGAAGAAUUCCUGGCUUGGCAGCAUGAUCUGGAAGUGAAUGAUAAAGCCCCUGCCCAGGCUCGGCCAACAGUGUUUCGAUGGACGGGGGGUGGAAAGGAAGUUUACUUAUCUGGGUCCUUCAACAACUGGAGUAAACUUCCCCUCACGAGAAGCCACAAUAACUUUGUAGCCAUCCUGGACCUGCCCGAAGGAGAGCAUCAGUACAAGUUCUUUGUGGAUGGUCAGUGGACGCAUGACCCUUCUGAGCCAGUAGUAACCAGCCAGCUUGGCACAGUUAACAACAUCAUUCAAGUGAAGAAAACUGACUUUGAAGUAUUUGAUGCUUUAAUGGUGGAUUCCCAAAAGUGCUCCGAUGUGUCUGAGCUAUCCAGCUCCCCACCGGGACCUUACCAUCAGGAGCCGUAUGUCUCAAAGCCAGAAGAACGGUUUAAAGCCCCCCCCAUUCUCCCUCCACAUCUGCUCCAGGUCAUCCUGAACAAGGACACGGGGAUUUCUUGUGAUCCAGCUUUGCUCCCUGAGCCCAACCACGUCAUGUUGAACCACCUUUACGCGCUCUCCAUCAAGGAUGGAGUGAUGGUGCUCAGCGCGACCCACCGAUACAAGAAAAAGUAUGUCACCACCUUGUUAUACAAGCCCAUAUGAAGAGCUGGGAGCCAGCUGUGGGCCCCAGGGAACGGUGUGCACUCCUGGGCUCCACGACUGCAUGCUUUCCACCAGAGGGAACGGACUGUACAUUUUUCAUUUCACACUCUUUAUAAGACAUUACAUACCCGCCGUAGUCCUGCUUGAAGGUUUGUUCCAGGCACGGCAGCUCCCAAAGCGCCUCGGUCUGUAACAGUCCUCUUAGCACCCGUGGCUGUGAGCCUCGGGCUCAGCAGUGCUGAGAACGGAGGGAGGGAAGGCAGGAGGCCUGGACCCCCACGCCACGGGGCAUGAGGACAGGUGCACUUCUGAACAGACAUCCUCGGAACUGGUCGUGGAGAUUCUUCUUAAGCCAAAAAUGAACACUAGCCACUUUGCUGGUAAAAUCCGGGAAGCAGGGACCGAGGCCACACAGAAAUUGCUAAUCAUACAUGUUUUUGAGGCCAUCCGCUUGUCCCUGCUGAGGCCUGGCCGUGGAGCUAACAGCAAGUACCAGUCCUCUGAAAUCAAAGCAAUAGAUGGUCUCCUGUUCUCUGCUCCAGGGAGGUACAAUUUCUAUAGAAAUUAGAACCUGUCUGAUUUCCAGAUGAAGAUUUACAGUUGUUUCUUAUGCUUAUGUGCACUAAGUACUUUUGUUUUAAACCAGAGGUGGCUGACUCUAUGGCCUUAGGGCAUUUUUAAAAAUCACCGCAACUAGAAUAUAGAUCAUGUGAACUAUAUUCAGCAAUAAUCUGUUUUUAGAACAGACUUUGAAAACCGCUGCCGGAUUUCUCCAUCAGGCCGGAUGAUCCUGAGGACUGACCACUGUUAGCUGGAGGGAUGUCCAGCUUUUUAUUCUAAUCGUAAUGAGGUGACAGUGUUACCAUGAAAACUUUGCAGAAGCACCCUCCCCUAGCCUGUGCCACCUUGAUCAGGACCUCCGUCUCUACUUAGCAGUGAAGGCGGUAGCAGUUGCUGCUGCUUAUUCUGGAAGGAACUUAGAACUUGACAGUAGCCGUCUAAAUUUGUGUCAGGAAGACAUCCUUUGGACCAAAGCAAACCUUUUUACACUCGGCAUGGUUUCCGGGGAGAUGCUGCGGAUGUGCCCAUUAGUACAGGUUCCUGUCCCCAAGUCAGCAGAAGCUAUUGUUAUGCCCUGUGUUCCUGCUGGGAGAUGGAGGAACGAGCUCCCUGGUUUCCAGUAUUUAUUUGGUAAACCUGAGUCUGGGAUACCCUGUUUUUGUUACUGUUUUCCAAACACUGAAUUAUUGUCACCUUGAUGUACAGGUUUCAGUAAAGCUUUGUAAAGAUAACGGGA
Messenger RNA from Ailuropoda melanoleuca (giant panda), 2384 nucleotides. RefSeq names its product protein kinase AMP-activated non-catalytic subunit beta 1 (gene PRKAB1). The transcript is spliced from 7 exons. Lineage: Eukaryota; Metazoa; Chordata; Mammalia; Carnivora; Ursidae. The coding region runs from base 275 to 1087 and encodes 270 amino acids. Gene Ontology annotation, biological process: signal transduction. Gene Ontology annotation, molecular function: protein kinase binding. Gene Ontology annotation, cellular component: cytoplasm; nucleotide-activated protein kinase complex; nucleus. The record is from RefSeq and is a predicted model, not a curated record.